Messenger RNA from Pseudonaja textilis, 8637 nucleotides. It is a transcript of the gene ZMYM2, whose product is annotated as zinc finger MYM-type containing 2. The record is from RefSeq and is a predicted model, not a curated record. Lineage: Eukaryota; Metazoa; Chordata; Lepidosauria; Squamata; Elapidae. Gene Ontology annotation, molecular function: zinc ion binding.
UUAGGUUUUGUCCCUCCUCCUCCCCUUCGCCAGCAGCAGCGUUUAGCCCGGGACUGGACCGAGAUAGAGUUGAGGAAGCGUUGGCGGAGCCGCGGAGGGAUGCUUAUUUUCAAAAAACGAUUUCCAGUUUAUCUAGAGAAGUGAGCAAAUUCCCAGAAUCAAAAAGGCAUUGGAAAACUUUUAUCUUUACAAAUUACUGGAUGUUUUUCAAUAGUUUUUCUGGAAGGCCAGAAGGUAGCUGAAAAUUGGCGUUGUCUGAACCUACGUCUGGUUUAUAAGGGCUUAUCACAAUGGCAACUGGCCUAGCCAAUGUAGGAAGCUCUUUUGGAGGUCCAUCUAAUUCUCUGGUGUCUAGAUCUAAGUUCCAGAGUACCUCCAUAGAAGAUGAUGAUGAUGUUGUGUUUGUUGAACCUGUACAACCUCCACAAAUCUCUACACCAUUAAUAACAGACCACAGAAAUGUUUUUAAUUCAUCCAGUAAUGAAGAGCAACAUGGAAGUGACCCUAAAAUAUCUGCUCCGUCAAAAGACAUGAGCGCUCAGAAGGGAAGUAUAACUGAGACUAUUAUUAUUGAUGAUGAAGAAGACAUUGAAACAAAUCAGGGACAAGAGAGAAAUGAUUCCAGUUUCAAUGAAAGAAGAUUUCCAGAGGGUAAAAACAGAACCAAUGAAAUGGAAUUCUCAACAUCCAGUUUUUCAAGAAGUAAGGUAAAUGCAGGAAUAGGUAAUAGUGGUAUAACCACAGAACCAGACUCUGAAAUUCAAAUAGCUAAUGUUACUACAUUAGAAAGAGGUAUGAGCUCUGUGAGUGUUGGCCGUUUAGAAAAUACUGAAGGGCGUGACAUGAACUUAAUGAUAACACAUGUAACAUCACUACAGAAUACCAACUUGGGAGAUGUAUCUAACGGACUGCAGUCAAGUAAUUUUGGUGUUAAUAUACAAACAUACACCCCAUCUUUAACUUCACAGACCAAGACUGGUGUAGGACCUUUCAAUCCCGGUAGAAUGAACGUAGCUGGUGAUGUCUUUCAGAAUGGAGAAUCUGCAACUCAUCAUAAUCCAGAUUCCUGGAUAUCUCAGUCAGCUUCAUUUCCAAGAAAUCAGAAGCAACCAGGUGUAGAUUCCCUAUCUCCUGUGGCAUCUCUUCCCAAACAAGUCUUCCAACCACCUGCACAACAGCAGCCUUCAAAGCAGGUUAAAGUUACAUGUGCUAACUGCAAAAAGCCUUUGCAAAAGGGCCAGACUGCAUAUCAGCGGAAAGGAUCUGUUCACCUUUUUUGCUCUACGACUUGCCUUUCAUCAUUUUCACAUAAACCAGCUCCAAAGAAACUCUGUGUUAUGUGCAAAAAAGACAUAACAACAAUGAAAGGAACCAUUGUUGCUCAGGUUGAUUCAAGUGAAUCUUUCCAGGAGUUUUGCAGUACAUCAUGUCUGUCUUUCUAUGAAGACAAACAGAAUCCUUCAAAAGGAAUCUUAAAUAAGUCAAGAUGCACUAUCUGUGGUAAACUAACUGAGAUACGUCAUGAAGUUAGCUUUAAAAACAUGACUCAUAAGUUGUGUAGUGAUCACUGCUUCAAUCGAUACCGAAUGGCAAAUGGUUUAAUCAUGAAUUGUUGUGAGCAUUGUGGAGAAUACCUUCCAAGUAAAGGUGCAGCAAACAAUAUUCUUAUGGUUGAUGGAGAGCCGAAAAGAUUCUGUUGCCAAAGCUGUGUUAGUGAAUAUAAACAGAAAUAUGGCAAAUUAACCGCUUGUACUGGUUGCACAACUCAGUGCAAGUUUUUUGACAUGACACAGUGCAUAGGAACUAAUGGACAUAUGGAGCCAUACUGCUCAACCACAUGCAUGAACACACACAAAUCAAAAUAUGCAAAACCACAAAGUUUGGAAAUUGUUUGCCAAUUUUGUAAACGAAACUCUUUACCUCAGUAUCAAGCCACAAUGCCUGAUGGAAUACUGUACAACUUUUGCAGUUCCAGUUGUGUAGCUAAAUUUCAGACUCUUAAUGUACCAUCUUCAACCAAUGGCCAGUUUGUGGCUCCAAGUGAUAUUCAGUUGAAAUGCAAUUAUUGUAAAAAUACUUUCUGUUCAAAACCUGAAGUACUGGAAUGGGAAAACAAAGUGUACCAGUUUUGCAGCAGAAUUUGUUCUGAUGACUAUAAGAAGCUACAUUGUAUAGUAACAUACUGUGAAUACUGUCAAGAGGAGAAGACUUUGCAUGAAACGGUAAAAUUUUCUGGUAUCAAGAGACCAUUCUGUAGUGAAGGUUGCAAGCUGCUAUAUAAACAAGAUUUUGCAAGACGGUUAGGAUUACGCUGUGUUACUUGCAAUUAUUGUUCUCAACUCUGUAAAAAGGGAGCAUCCAAGGAACUUGAUGGAGUAGUAAGAGAUUUCUGUAGUGAAGAGUGUUGCAGGAAAUUUCAAGAUUGGUACUAUAAGGCUGCAAGGUGUGACUGCUGCAAAAUUCAAGGAACUCUUAAAGAGAAAGUACAGUGGAGAGGGGAAAUGAAGAACUUUUGUGAUCAGCAUUGCCUUCUGCGUUUCUACUGUCAACAAAACGAACCGAAUAUGGCAACACAAAAAGGACCAGAAAACUUACAUUAUGAUCAAAGUAGCCAAACUCCCCGAACAAAAAACACAGGAUCAGCUCCACCUCCUUCCCCUACACCAAAUAAAGAAAUGAAGAACAAAGCAGUUCUCUGCAAACCGCUAACGAUGACAAAAGCUACCUUCUGUAAACCCCACAUGCAAACAAAAUCUUGUCAGACAGAUGAUGACUGGAAAAAAGAAUAUGUCCCUUUGCCUGUUCCUGUACCUGUAUAUGUACCUGCUCCUAUGCAUAUGUAUAGUCAAACUGUACCAGUUCCUACAACGGUUCCUGUUCCAGUUCCAGUUCCAAUUUUUCUGCCUACUACGUUGGAUAGCAGUGAGAAGAUACUUGAAGCAAUAGUAGAACUAAAAAAUAAAAAUCCUCCCAGUCCUGAAGAGACUUUGGACUCAUUGAAUGUAACAGAAGAUAUUUCUGAAAAAAAAGAGCACGUAGAACCUGCAGAGCUCCAAAAUGUAAUAAUUGAGACAGAAUUGCUUAAUUCUGUGACAGAAACACAGACAAGCUUGCCUGAUGUCCCAUAUGAGCCAGAUCUUGAUAUCGAGGUUGAUUUUCCUAGAGCAACAGAAGAACUUGACACAGAGAAUGAAUUUUUGCUACCACCUGUAUUUGGAGAAGAAUACGAGGAACAGCCAAGACCUCGAAGUAAAAAGAAGGGACUAAAGAGAAAAGCUGUGUCAGAAUACCAUUCUCAAGAUGAUGCCUCUGAGAACUCAGAGUGCAGUUUUCCUUUCAAGUAUGCAUAUGGUGUAAAUGCAUGGAAACAUUGGGUAAAAGCUAGGAACUUAGAGGAAGAUCUGUCAGUACUAGAUGAAUUAAAAUCAACAAAGUCAGUAAAAUUGAAAGAAGAUAUUAUAUCACAUACUUCUACUGAGCUAAAUUUUGGGCUGGCACACUUUGUAAAUGAAGUCCGAAGACCAAACGGAGAAAACUAUGCACCUGACAGUAUCUAUUAUUUGUGUCUUGGGAUUCAGGAAUACCUGAAUGGAAGCAAUCGAGAAGAUAAUAUCUUUUUGGAUACUAAUUAUCAUACAUUUAUGCAGGAAUUAAAUAAAAUACUCAGAAGCUGGCAGCCCAGCAUACUUCCAGAUGGUUCGAUAUUUUCUCGAGUUGAGGAGGACUAUCUCUGGAAGAUUAAACAGCUGGGAUCCCAUUCUCCAGCUGCUCUUUUAAAUACACUAUUCUACUUCAACACCAAGUAUUUUGGUCUGAAAACAGUGGAGCAGCACUUAAGACUUUCCUUUGGCACUGUUUAUAGACAUUGGAAGAAGAAUCCUCUAACAAAGGAAAGCAAAGCUUGUCUUAGAUAUCAGGUUUCCUCUCUGUGUGGAACAGAUAAUGAAGAAGAUAAAAUUACUACUGGAAAAAGGAAGCACGAAGACGAUGAGCCAGUAUUUGAACAAAUGGAAAACAUCGCAGAUCCUUCUAGAUGUCCUGUGAAAAUGUUUGAAUGCUAUUUAUCUAGGAGCCCGUCAAAUCUCACUCAGAGAAUGGACGUGUUCUAUUUGCAGCCAGCUUGUCCACUAUCUUCGGAGAGUCCCAUUUGGUAUACUUCCACUUCAGUGGACCGCAAUACUUUGGAAAAUAUGCUUGUACGGGUUCUUUUAGUAAAAGAUAUUUAUGAUAAAGACAAUUACGAACUGGAUGAAGACAUAGAUUAAACACUUCCCAAAUUCAAAGAAACACAACAGCAUUAGCUAGUCAAGCUGCUAGAUUUUUAUUAUGGAAAAAGAAAAACAUUUCAAGUUUACUCUUUGUUUAACAUGUUUUGUAGCAGUGUACCCUUUGCUGGGUAUUACCAUGUAUAUAAUCUGUGAGAGAAAACGGCCAUUAUUCUGCAUAGUGGUUUUAGGAUACUUAACAAACCCAUUCAUUUUUAAUUAUUAUUUAUUUGGUUAGAUAUGUUUGUAACUUUUUACAUUGCAAAAUUUGAAUGAGAAUGUGCCAUGUGUAAUAUUCAGGGUGGGGUCGGGUGGGGAGGGUGUCAUAGUAAGCAACAUCCAUAUUGCACAACAUCACUGUUGCAGAGCUUCCUUGAAAGAGUUGGGGCUUUUAACUGGGAACUGAAAUCAGGUAGUUGUGUAUGGAUAGCACUACUAAGGUUUAGGACUUGCUGUGUAUUUCCGAAUUUUUUAAAUAAAUUGUAAACUAAUAGGUUUUUUACUCUUAGUUACUGAUGCCUUAUGAGGUUAUCUAGAAAGGUUCCAUCUUAUGUACCAAAAAUAGGAGAAAAAAAAAAGAGAAUGCUGUUAAUAUUGAUGUACUGUAAUGUGAAUCAAUGCUGGUGAAAAUUAAUUUUCUGGGUUGCUCUUAUUAAAAAAAAAAUCUUAGUAUCUUUCCUUGUGACUCUCUGAAUUUGAACUUACAAAUACAGUGUAUUUUACAUAAAGAGCACAAGAGGGGGAAACGUAUCCAUUUGGAUUUUGCCCUUCGAUAGGAUGCAUACUGAAAAAUUUUGUUUGAAAGUUUACUUAAAUUCAAAAUAUACAUCUAUCUUAUGCUGUUAAUAUUCUUUAUGCUUUUUUCAGUAUAUUCACAGGAAGGCAUAUCAAAAUAUAAAUAAAACAAAUGCAACAAAAAUAAAUAGCAUACAGCAGCCAGAUAAACCUUAACAGCAAUAUAACGUAAUAAUUUUAAAUGAAAGAAAUAAAAACAGGAUUAGCAUCAAAAAGAUAAGUAGGUGUUGAGAAAGCUCUUUGGGGGACAAAAUUCUAUAAUUUGACAUCCACUGCUGGAAAUUGCUGUAUCUUCAUUAGCAGAUUACAGCAUAAAAAUACCUGCAAUUCUGUAAAUUAAAUCCUUAUUUUGUUGCCUGUACUUAUUCAUUCAUUUCUCUUCACUGUCUACAAUCAUUGCUCCCCGUCACCUGGAAUAUUUCUUGUGCAGAUGUGAGCUAUAUGAAUGGCUGCUGCCGAAUUCCGACAAGUUCAGCACAAACGACGCAGCUGCAUUUUUUGCCUUUUGUAAGUAGUCACCCAGAAUUGCCUUGCACAAAGAGAAAGGGGCUCAGAGACGUACAGCAGUUCUCAUUACUUCUCUGUGACUCUGUGGAGUCCAAUUGUGGAGAAUUCCCAGAGUUUGAAGGAUUGGUUUUUCAGGCACCAAUGGAAAGGGAAGGGUUGGGGUCCCAGCACAUAACCAGUAGUGUAUGAGAGUCAAAACAGUCCAGAUGAUGGUGGCAACCAAAGUCCUCCUCCUUUUUAUGAGAGGAAGGGGAGGAGCCAUCCUGAUUUUGGAUACUGACAUCCUUCUUUGAUGCCUCUGGUAUAAUCCUAUACUUGCAUAUACGAAUUAUACAGUUGUAUUUGCUUGUUGCUUGGCCCCAUUUUUAGGUUAUGUACUAUUGGAUAUAUGUUUUCUUCAGUGCAGUGCAGAAAUACUUAGCAUGCUAAUAGUUUCACAUUAAAGAUGAUUCUUGAACAAGUAUCUUGCUGAUGUCCAUCAUUUAAUAAAUAGUGGACCAAUCUGAGGCAGAUUUAUAUAGUCUCAAACACGCUAGAUUCUUGGAGUGAACUUGGCAGGUAGGAAUUGACAUUCAUUUGAACCAGAAUUUUGUGAUAGAAUGCAUACUCUGCAUAUAAUGACUGCACAUCCAGAAUUAGUAGUGACAUUUAGAAGUGGGGAGGGGCACCACAAUUGAGCAUUUUAUUAUUAUUGCAAAUGCUUUUGCCACAAAACUGUAGUACUUUAAAAAAAUUAAUUGAUCUGUGGUACAGAUUUUAAAGCAACAUAUCACAUGCUUAUUUUUUUGUGUGUGUAUGUAUGUGUUUUCAAUUUUAAGACUGUGCUAACAAAAAUGAAGUUGAUAGCCAUUUGUCAUUUCAAGGAUGCCAUUUUAUUCCAAAAGCAUGCCACAUUUGAGAGAAAGAAACCUCAUUCAAACCAGAAUAAGCUAAAUAUAGAGAGGAGUCUUUUGAAGCUAUUGUGGAAAUCAAAAUCUAGUAUCUAUGCGGGGACUUUAAAGAUCAAUCGGGGCGUUCAACACAAAACCAUAGCUGAACAAUGUUAAGUCAAAAAGCACAUAACCCCAUGUUUUUACUCUGCAUGGAGACUUAAAUGUUAGCUGUAUUGAUAAGAGCAUGCUAAAAUAAUCUUCAAGAUUAUGUAUUGAAAAAAAUAUGCUAGUUAAAUCCAUACUAGAAAUGUGCUGUUUAUCUUAUUUCCCUGCAGUUCUUUUAUUGCCAUGACUCCAUUUUUCCAGUAGGCAUUAAAAGUUAUGUUUCUUUAGUAUCAAUUCAAUGCACUCAUAGAAAAAUAGCUAACAUGUAUUAUUUUCUAUUGCAGUAUUUUAUUACAUCAAAUUAAUUACUAAAAGAAGAAAAACUACAGGCUGAAACUUUUAAUAUAAUGGUAUAAUAUUGUAAUUCACCCUUCCACCCACACAAUUGGGAGGUGGGAAAGGCCUGACAAUUUAACUUUAUUACUUGAAAAUGCUCUCCUUGCCUCCAUCAGAAAACUGAGGUACAGAUUUAUCCUUUAGGCAUCAAAUGUUUUUAGUGCUUUCUAUGCCCCCAAAAAUCCAUGGAUCCUGAUGGUGGACUGAUUCCAAACACUGGCUUGGAAUCAAGCAAAAUAUGCUUCCUUAAUCAGCAAGGAUCAAUCUUAGACCAGUGUUUUUCAACCCUUUAAGUUGUGUGGACUUCAACUCCCAGCAUUCCUCAUCCAGCCGCACAUCUUAAAGUUGUCAAGGUUGAGAAACACUGAUUUAGAUUUUGAUCUCAUUUUCUUUAGAUAGCAAUAACAAUCCUCAAGCUUUUGAAGGGUAUUCAGGCCAAAACUCAAACUAUUUUGAUACGAUGCUAAACAAAAAGAAACAGUUCAAACAUGUACAGAUGAUCUUACUUGGAGCUCAGGGACUUCUUUUUUUACUUUUAGACAAGAGGCUCAGAUGUGUCUUAAAUUUAUUUUUUAAUGGAGGGAUUUUAAUCAAUCUCUGUUCAAUUCUCCUUUAGUUGUGGUUCUGGGUAUAUGUUUUGAGAAAUAAACAUUUGCAAGUUUUCACUGUAUAGUGCAACAUGCAUGGUUACCAAUAAUUACCAAGCAUGUGUACAAUCCCAUUUUAAUCCCUGCCACAUAUGACUCUUUAAUCUAGAUUACAGGCUUCACAUGCCUUGAAUCAGAAUAAACCAGAUGCUCUCCUUUAAAGUUAUCAUAUUGUAUUUAUGAGAAUAACAAAAUGGCAGCUGUUUUGAGUUUACAUGCACAAUAAUCCUAUAACCUUGUUUAAAGAGCUCCAUUUGUGUGUGGAUGUAAAACAAGAUGUAAAACUUUAUUAUGUAACCACAGACAAAAUGUAUUUCUUCCAAUGAAAUAUAGCAUUGCCUAUAGCUAUAUUAAUAGACCCUUAACAACAACUGUACUUUAGUUUUGAACUACAUUUUUAAGAGAGAAAAAACUGUCAGUUUACAAGGUGUGAAUCCCACUAAAGUGUAAGUUUAAGUCAGCAACAAAAGUAAUGCUUCUGAUCUCAUAGCCAUGAUCUUCCCUCUCACCCUCACUUAGCCAUGGCAGAAGAUGUAAAUCUGAUUGAAAAAGAAAGUUUGUUAACUCAUAAUUUCAGACUAGUUACAAACUUAGAAAAAUCUAGUUUUUAAUAGCCAUGGUUAGUCCCGAUGCAGAAUAAUUUAUUGAUUCACGAUAGCACGAUAAUCCAUAAUGGGGGUUUCUUGGUUUUGGCUUAGCACAAUGUAUACACUGCAGUAGUGCUCCAUGGUUAGGAUAAUUGCGAUGAAUGGGCACAGAAUGAAUAAGUCUCAUGAAAGGCAGUGGUGUCUUAGGUUAUCAAAAAUGCAAUGUGUGUGCAUCAAGCUGAAUAUUGCCUGGCACAUCUCUUUGACGGGAAAGUUGUUCUUUGCAGUAAAAAUGAUCAGAAUUUGCUGCUGAUGUGUAGUUAACUUUCUGUAUAUAAUUGUAUUUGUUUAUUUAAUGCUAUGCUGUCUUUUUCCACUCAGUUUCUUAAAAUUUUGUUUGUUUAUUCCAGUUUUACUGUCUAAUUUUUUUAAAAAAUAAAAUUUAAUUUGCUCCUCCUCAAAA